Messenger RNA from Megachile rotundata (alfalfa leafcutting bee), 1095 nucleotides. Its product is annotated as frequenin-2. The record is from RefSeq and is a predicted model, not a curated record. NCBI's taxonomy places the organism in Eukaryota, Metazoa, Arthropoda, Insecta, Hymenoptera, Megachilidae. Gene Ontology annotation, molecular function: calcium ion binding; calcium sensitive guanylate cyclase activator activity.
CGCCGCGACGCUAUGACGUCACUGCUUCGCGUUUUCUCAGCGAUCGUUUCUCGACAGCGUUUUUCCAGACAGCUAGCGGAAUCGCAGUGAUGCGCACGAUCUUCGAGCGAAGCGACGCGAAACCGACGAAUUCGAGAUAUCAAAGAGGCUUCCAAAGCGAGACGGACUUUUAUUCAGGACCCGCGCGACGCGGUCAAAUUCCACGCGUCAUCGACGCAGCGGCGUUCCAAGACUUUGUCAUCGGUCAGGAAAAAGAAAUCGAGAAGUGAGGAAAGUGGCGAACUCGAAAAAGUAAUCUUGGGAUCGAGUCGAGAAACUUUCGAGGAAUCGAAUUUUUCCUGGAUAGAAAUCAACGAGCCUCGAAGAAGUUGGCGCUUCCCUUUGAAUCGAGCUGGGUCAAUCUUGAGGAACGCGAAAGAUGCGAAGCGGACGGUGAAACUGCUGGAAAAACGAAGAAUAGAUCGAACGCGAGCGACGAACGGAAGAACGUAACGAGAGCAAAGGAAAUUUGUGAUAAACAUGGGCAAAAAGAACAGCAAGUUGAAGCAGGAUACCAUCGAUCGGCUUAGCACUGAAACGUAUUUUACCGAGAAGGAGAUUCGACAAUGGCACAAAGGAUUCCUGAAAGACUGCCCCGACGGCUUGCUGACGGAACAGGGUUUCAUAAAAAUCUACAAGCAGUUCUUUCCUCAAGGCGAUCCAUCGAAAUUCGCCUCGCUCGUCUUCAGGGUGUUCGACGAGAACAACGACGGCACGAUAGAAUUCGAGGAGUUCAUAAAGGCGCUGUCGGUGACGUCGCGCGGCAACUUGGACGAGAAACUUCACUGGGCAUUUCGGUUGUACGACGUGGAUGACGAUGGUUUCAUCACCAGGGAGGAGAUGUAUAAUAUCGUCGACGCGAUAUACGAGAUGGUGGGACAGCAGCCGCAGGCGGAGGACGAGAACACGCCGCAGAAAAGGGUGGACAAGAUCUUCGAUCAAAUGGACAAAAACCACGACGACAAACUGACCCUCGAGGAGUUCCGGGAGGGUAGCAAAGCCGAUCCGCGGAUCGUGCAGGCGUUGUCGUUGGGCGGCGAGUAACGUCAAGCUCCU